UUGCUUUCAUUAGUCACACAUUACUAUUUAUUAUAUACUUAGAUGCUUUUUUAUUUGUCUUCUUGUCUUGACUGUGAUGUGCAUCUGAGACAAACAGCAACCUACUGUAACCUGCAUCUCUGCAUGUAACUCAUUGACCUCAGGGUUUAACCAGCUGUGUUUGUGGGCUCCACACCGGAGUCCAAUGACAGCCACAGGGACUAGUGGACUAAAUCAAGGCCAUGUGUUUAUUGCUGAUGGAGAAAUCGCCCAAAGUCGAACGAGCCGUCGGACAAAAGAAUCCUGGAAAGCAGACGGAGGCGAACGACAAGAUCCACGAUGGGAAACUGCAGGCGAAGCAGGAUGAGGCAUUGACGGACCAGAAGGCGAUGGCAGGAGAAGCUCUGGACCGGAGGAACAUCUGGGAGCCCAGCGUCUACUACGCACUGGGGAAGGAGAGCUUCCACUUCGCCGGUCACGACAUCAGCAUACGCGAGUCUAUGGACACGUUCGGGGCUCUGAUCUGGCCCGGGGCAGUUGCCUUGUGCCAGUUCUUGGAGAACAAUCGGCAGCAGGUGAACCUGAUGGACAAAGCUGUGCUGGAAAUUGGAGCUGGGACUGGUUUACUCUCCAUAGUGGCGAGUCUGCUCGGGGCUUGGGUCACAGCUACGGACCUGCCGGACAUCUUGCCCAACCUGACCUUUAACCUCCUGCGGAACACCAAGGGCCGCUCCCGCUACACCCCUCAGGUCCGGCCGCUCGCGUGGGGCCGGGACCUGGGCCGAGACUUCCCGUGCUCGCUGUACCGCUACGACUACGUGCUCGCCGCCGACGUGGUCUACCACCACGAGUGCCUGGAGGAGCUGCUGGACACCAUGCGCCACUUCUGCCGGCCGGGCAGCCGCACGGCGCUGCUGUGGGCCAACAAGGUCCGCUUCCAGUCGGACCUGAGGUUCGCCGAGCGCUUCAGGGGCAGCUUCAACGCCACGCUGCUCGCGGAGCUCCCGCAGCAGGAGGUGAUCAUCUACCAGGCCACAGCAAAGUGAGCUGGGGGUUUGUGUGAACGCGACAUUCCUGCUCAAAAUAAGCUAUUUUACUGCCAAGGGCCUGUUCACACGUUGGAUGUUUGCCUUCGUAAUUGUUUCGUUGACCAAUGUAUUUUUUAGAAAGUAUUAAUACAUUUAAAUAAAUGUGUCACAACUUA
This is a messenger RNA of Betta splendens (Siamese fighting fish), 1183 nucleotides long. RefSeq names its product methyltransferase 21C, AARS1 lysine b (gene mettl21cb). Gene Ontology annotation, biological process: peptidyl-lysine methylation. Gene Ontology annotation, cellular component: cytoplasm; cytosol. NCBI's taxonomy places the organism in Eukaryota, Metazoa, Chordata, Actinopteri, Anabantiformes, Osphronemidae. The record is from RefSeq and is a predicted model, not a curated record. Gene Ontology annotation, molecular function: protein-lysine N-methyltransferase activity. The coding region runs from base 222 to 1025 and encodes 267 amino acids. The transcript is spliced from 5 exons.